UAAUUUCUUUAAUCAAUCUACGAUGUAACCAAUCUAAUCCACAUUUGAUGAAAGUACUAAGUAUUGGGAUGGACAGCUACGUUCCUGUUAACUUAGCUUAUGACUUGUAUGAAUCCACUGAAGGCAGUAACCCUCACUUAACACCUAUAGUUCUUAUUCACGGGCUUGCAGCGGACAGAAAAUCAUGGAAACGUUUUGCACCAAUUAUUGCUGAAAAAACAAAGAGAAAGGUCUAUGCAUAUGAUGCCAGAAACUAUGGUGACAGUGAAUAUACUGAUGAUUUUAGCUUCUCCUUAAACGUCGCUGAUCUGUUUCAUUUUAUGAAUAUUAUUAAAGCUAAUAAAGCUGUAUUAUUUGGACAUAGUAUGGGUGGCUACACUGCAUUUAUCGCAGCUUUUCGGAAGCCAGAGAGAGUAGCAAUGAUAAUAUCCGAAGACACGUAUGUAAAAUCAGUUUCUCACGAAUAUGUAAUCCAGUGCAGAGAUUACUUACGAGGAAUAUCAAAUUCACUUUUAAAGGUUCCGAGCUAUAUGGAUGAAGAGGAGGCGAACAAGAAAAUUGUUGAUGAUGUGUUCGCAGAAUUUUCCGAAGAAAAUAAAAAAAGAAUUUCUAAAGAUAGAUUAUACAAACUACAUUAUCCAUUCAAAAGAGAUGCUGAUGGGCGAUACACGGCUAAUUUUGACGAGCAGUCACUCUAUCGAAGCUUUAGUGAUCCUGCCAGUUUUCUUCUAGACCCUGUUGGCUCAUAUGAAGGACCUGCUGUAUUUUUAGUUGGGACUAAAUCUUUCAUGAAUCUGAGGAGCCACAUGCCUCACAUUAGAGGACAUUUUCCAAACGUGGAAUUCAUUGAAUUCGAAGGAGGUCACAGUCUGCAUACACAGUUCAGAGAGGAAACGGCUGAUACAGUUGUGCAAGCCUUGAAUAAAUAUAAUAUCUCAUGAUUCCUUAUGAUUGUUACAAUAAAGUUAUAUUAGCGAGUUAUAUAGUGCGAGUCUAUUAUCGCGAUGUUAUGCAGCAUUCUCCCUGCUUACGAUUUUCCUAUGCGAUCGCACAUCAAUGCGAUUCACGCAUAAGUCUCACAUGUAGCUUCGAAACAAUUCCAUGCGCGUCUAAGGUGAUGGGAGAUAAUUACUGAUUAUGCCAACCUUCAUCUAU
Molecule: messenger RNA, 1155 nt
Organism: Parasteatoda tepidariorum (common house spider)
Lineage: Eukaryota; Metazoa; Arthropoda; Arachnida; Araneae; Theridiidae
Biological process (GO): lipid metabolic process
Molecular function (GO): carboxylic ester hydrolase activity
Source: RefSeq, a predicted model, not a curated record